This is a messenger RNA of Aureobasidium uvarum, 345 nucleotides long. The record is from the annotation of a GenBank genome assembly. NCBI's taxonomy places the organism in Eukaryota, Fungi, Ascomycota, Dothideomycetes, Dothideales, Saccotheciaceae.
AUGUUCGGCCAUAGUGGAAAGCUGACCGAUCCUACCAAGAGCGAACAUGUUAUCAACGAGUUCAAGAAGCUCCAGCCCAGCGGUGAUGUGCGCGGUUAUGUGUCACACACUUGGUCCGAAGAUCCUUAUGCNAAAGGUGCAUGGUUCUGUGCCUUCCCUGGUCAAGCCACAAAGAGCCUGAAGGCUUUGCAGGAACCUCAUGGAAGAGUCUUCAUGGCAAGCGCGGAUUGGGCCCAGGGUUGGCGAGGCUUCAUCGACGGUGCAAUCGAGCAAGGAGCCCGGGCUUCCGCGGUUGUCAAAUAUGCUUUGGAACAGGAAGAUUGUAUCUCAACUCCCAAGCUCUAG